UGUGGUAAGAAAAAAAAAAUACCGUAUACAUGCAAAUUCACAAUCACAGUCAACAAAGUCAAAGAACGACAAGUUGGCGGCGAGACCACCAAAAUGUCAAAAUUUCGAAAAUAUUCCCGCCCCUUCUUCCUCCCGCCACCCACUGGAAAACUUAAAAACACUGCAAACAUCUCAAUCCCCUAAUUUUCUCUCUCCUCUCUUCCCUCUUUUUUCAUCUCACUACUCUUGAGAUUCAAUAACCUCAACCUUCGUUUCCCAACAAUGGCGAUCUACAACUCUCGCUCAGUCCUCCACGACAUUAAGUCAAGAGAGCUUCAAGGGUUUCAAGGAAGAAAACGACCAUUAUUCGCAUAUACUACCUCAUUAGACGACCGAAAUGACGAGCCUAGCUGCAGUACAGGUGUUGCGAGCUCGCAUAAUGGGGUUUCCACUCCCCCUAUGUCUGUUUCCUUUGCCAAGACAAUUAGAAAUGCCCACAUUCUGGGUGUUACUGACGAAGACGGAUAUGUGAACUUUAUUGAUACUCGUUUGAAGCUCAAUCCUUCAGCAACCGAGCAAGAAAAUGCAGAGAAAGCGAUUGUUUCGAGAUGGGUAGCACAUGAGAAUUCUGUAUAUGAUAUCUGCUGGACUAAGGAUGAUACUAGUGUUCUGACAGCUUCAGCAGACCAUACUAUUAAGUUAUGGGAUGUUGAACAAAAGAAAUGUUAUGGUUUGUUGAAAGGUCAUGAAGGCAGUGUUAAAUCCGUUUCCUGCCAUCCUACAAAUUCUGAUCUUGUUGUAUCUGGCUCAAGAGAUGGUUCCUUUGCGCUAUGGGACUUGAGGUGUAAACCUCACCAAGGGAUGGAAUGGAUAACAUCAACUGAACAGGUUAAAGGAGCUCAUGCCUCAGCUAAACAAAAGCGGUCCAGAAAUAAAAAAGCAGCUUCGCCUUUGCCUUCAAGGACUGUGACAUCCGUUCUUUAUCUUAAAGAUGAAAUCUCUAUUGCCACAGCAGGGGCAGUAGACAGUGUAGUAAAGUUCUGGGACACAAGAAAUCUUCGAGCUCCAGCUGCUCAAGCUAGUCCACUUCAAGGGUCUAUGACUGAAAUGAAAGGAAGACAACAUGGGAUAACCAGCCUAUCCCAAGAUCUUAAUGGAGUGCUUCUUUCUGCAUCUUGUACAGAUAACAGAAUAUAUUUAUAUAAUGUUCUUCAACUCGAAAAAGGUCCUGUUAGUUCCUUCACAGGCUCCAAAAUUGGAUCAUUUUUUGUAAAGUCAACCAUCAGCCCAGACGCAUCUCAUAUACUGAGUGGAUCUGGAGACGGAAAUGCCUACAUUUGGCAGGUAGACAAUCUUGAUCAAGAUCCCAUUUCAUUGAGACGCCAUGAAAAAGAAGUAACUGCGGUUGAUUGGUGCCUACAAGAACCAGGGAAGAUUGCCACUGCUUCAGAUGACUUCACAGUUUGCUUUUGGAAUAUCCAAAAUAGAAACUAUCUGUCACCAAGAACAACAGCUGUUCGGAGGAGAAUAAUGGCGGUAUCUAAUAGUAAUACCGACUGCAUUGAGCCCUGUCUGCAGAAGGAAAGCCUGUGUAGUUCAAGUCAUAAUGAAGAAAUAAUUCAAGAUCAAAGCUUAAUCGAGUUGAUGAAGACACCAGAAACUAUACCCAACCAGUUCUGUAGAGAUCGAUUACUACAAGGAGUUAACUUAAAUGAAGCCUUUGAUAAAACUCCUGAAUCUGCAUCAAGGAGCCCUUCUUCUGUUCUAAGUCCUCCAUCUUCCGUGAAAAAAAGAACAAUUCGAGAUUACUUUGUGGUGUGUUAGGCAUCUGAAUGUGGAAAUGUACAGGUCUCUGUUAUAAUAUUGAAUAUACUCCUGUUGAUUCUUACACCAUCCUCAGACCAUCAGCUCUUAUCCUCCUUUUUUCUCAAGGUUUUUGUAGUAAAAAGCUUGAUGGUAUUGUACUUGGAUGUUCUUCAUUCUUGAGGAUAAAUGAUGAAGUAACUUUUGUUAUC
Molecule: messenger RNA, 1994 nt
Organism: Spinacia oleracea (spinach)
Lineage: Eukaryota; Viridiplantae; Streptophyta; Magnoliopsida; Caryophyllales; Amaranthaceae
Exons: 15
Coding region: 262-1803 (513 amino acids)
Biological process (GO): proteasome-mediated ubiquitin-dependent protein catabolic process
Cellular component (GO): nucleus
Molecular function (GO): protein binding; protein-macromolecule adaptor activity
Source: RefSeq, a predicted model, not a curated record